Lacerta agilis (Sand lizard) is the source of this 1577-nucleotide messenger RNA. RefSeq names its product transgelin 3 (gene TAGLN3). The coding region runs from base 35 to 1174 and encodes 379 amino acids. Gene Ontology annotation, biological process: protein depalmitoylation. The record is from RefSeq and is a predicted model, not a curated record. Gene Ontology annotation, molecular function: hydrolase activity, hydrolyzing O-glycosyl compounds; palmitoyl-(protein) hydrolase activity; protein binding. The transcript is spliced from 8 exons. NCBI's taxonomy places the organism in Eukaryota, Metazoa, Chordata, Lepidosauria, Squamata, Lacertidae. Gene Ontology annotation, cellular component: mitochondrion.
AAGGGGUGCGCCCGCGUGUCUGCGCUGGAGGGCGAUGGCGGGGGCGGCGAGAGUCCUGUGGCGGGAGAGCCGCCGCCGCCGCUGUUGGGGCCCAGAGGCCGCUCGAGCGACGGCGCUGGUGGGCUUUCCUCAGCUGCCGGGUUGCAGACAAAAAUCCUCACACAGUUUACUUAGCCGUCCUGAUAAUCCAAACCUAGCCUAUCACAAGCUAAAAGGCAAGAAUCCUGGAGUUGUCUACCUCUCAGGUUUUCUUUCAAAUAUGAAUGGUUACAAGGCACUUGCACUCGAAGACUACUGCAAAUCUGUGGGCCACGCUUUUGUAAGGUUUGACUAUAGAGGCUGUGGAAGUUCAGAAGGUGAUAUUAAAGAAUGCACAUUGGGAAAGUGGCGGAAGGAUGUACUUUCGGUAUUGGAUGAACUCACACAAGGACCACAGAUUUUAGUUGGUUCCAGCUUGGGCGGAUGGUUGAUGCUUCAUGCUGCAAUUGCUCGUCCAGAGAAGGUGGCUGCACUAGUUGGAGUAGCUGCAGCAGCAGACUAUCUAGUAUCAACUUAUCAACAGCUUCCUGUAGAGAUGGCCAACAGAGGACCCAGCUAUGGUUUAAGCCGAGAAGUACAGGAAAAGAUCGAACAGAAAUAUGACACAGAACUGGAGAGUCGGCUGGUGGACUGGAUUAUCAUACAGUGUGGUGAAAACACAGAGCAUCCCCCUCCCGGAAGGCAACAUUUCCAGAAAUGGUUAAUGGAUGGAACACUGCUGUGCAAGUUAAUAAACAGUUUACAUCCCAAGGGGAAAGAACCCAUUCCAAAGAUCACAGAAUCAAAGAUGGCUUUCAAGCAAAUGGAGCAAAUUUCCCAAUUCUUGAAAGCGGCAGAAAUCUAUGGAAUACGAACAACAGAUAUUUUCCAGACAGUGGAUUUAUGGGAAGGGAAGGACAUGGCUGCUGUGCAAAGAACUUUAAUGGCUUUGGGCAGCGAAGCCGUCACAAGGGAUGAUGGAUGCUAUAGAGGGGAUCCAGCCUGGUUUCACAGGAAAGCACAAAAGAACCGGCGAGGGUUUUCGGAAGAGCAACUUCGUCAAGGACAGAAUGUCAUCGGUCUCCAAAUGGGGAGUAACAAGGGAGCUUCUCAGUCUGGGAUGACGGGAUACGGCAUGCCAAGACAGAUCAUAUAGGUCACAUUCUCCACCUUUAAACACACACUCACACAAUCUACAGCAUGGCCUGACUGGGGAAAAAAUAUAGCUAGUUAAUGUUCAUGCUAAAAAGAAAAGAAAAAAUAUGCUUCUAAGUUUUCCCUUCUAAGAUUUUUGGAUUUCUUUUUCCAGCUGCAACCUUUCAACCUGAAAUGUGGACCUGUGUGCUUGAUGUGUACCACUUCGCACAGCACAUUGAUGCCCUGUGAUGUUCAUUUCUGAACUAUGCAAAGACUGUUUUUUCUGUAUUUAUUUGCAGUUUGUUACCUUCUGUACUUGUGUCUUAUUGAACUUGCUCUCUUGCACCUCGGCAAUCUUCUUCUCCACUCUACUGGUGAAAUAAUUUGCUCUUCUGAAAAUAAAAAUAAAUCAGGGGGAAAAA